Messenger RNA from Pyrus x bretschneideri (Chinese white pear), 1671 nucleotides. RefSeq names its product rho GTPase-activating protein 2-like. The transcript has 4 exons. Gene Ontology annotation, molecular function: GTPase activator activity. The record is from RefSeq and is a predicted model, not a curated record. Gene Ontology annotation, biological process: signal transduction. Bases 139 to 1164 code for a protein of 341 amino acids. Lineage: Eukaryota; Viridiplantae; Streptophyta; Magnoliopsida; Rosales; Rosaceae.
GAUGGCCUUAUACUAUCUUUGGCCCUCCAGGCCUUGUACUCUCUCUCUCUCUCUCUCUCACCCAACAGCAAUAGUCUUGGCAUUUCAGUGACCCCCAAAAAUUUUUACAGAGAGAGAGGGAGAUGACAGGGGCUUGUGAUGCUGACGAGGGCCGACGGUUGCGGAGGCGGAGGUGGCGGAAAUGGGGAAGGAGAUAAAGGAGCGAACAAGAGCUCAGAGGAAGAGCAGAACCAGGUCUCUCUGGUAGCCCUUCUGUUAGUUGCUGUGAGAUCCAUGGUGGCCUGCCAUGUCGAAAGAGGCGAAGAAGUCAUCUCCGCCGUCCACAACAUGGAUAUCGGGUGGCCCACGAAGGUCCAGCACCUUACCCAUGUCACAUUUGAUCGAUUCAAUGGGUUUCUGGGCCUUCCGGUGGAGUUCGAGGUUGAGAAUCCAGGCGGAGUUCCCAGUGCCAGUGCAAGUGCGUUUGGCGUCUCAGCGGAGUCAAUGCAGCUGUCUUUUGAUUCAAAAGGGAAUAGUGUCCCUACUAUUCUCUUGCUAAUGCAGGAGAGAUUAUACUCACAAGAAGGAUUGAAGGCAGAAGGAAUAUUUCGUAUAAACCCCGAGAACAGCCACGAGGAGCUUGUGAGAAGCCAAUUAAACAGGGGCAUUGUGCCUGAUGACAUUAAUGUCCAUUGUUUGGCAGGCCUAAUCAAAGCCUGGUUUAGAGAACUUCCUUCGGGAAUACUAGAUGGACUGUCUCCGGAAGAAGUUCUUCAGUGCAACACAGAAGAGGAAUCCGUUAAGCUUGUGAAGCAAUUAAAGCCAACUGAGGCCGCACUGCUCAACUGGGCAGUCAAUCUUAUGGUUGAUGUUGUUGAAGAAGAAUUGAACAAAAUGAAUGCACGAAAUAUUGCUAUGGUUUUCUCUCCAAACAUGACUCAGGAAAUGGAUACUGUAUCUGAAUUAGAAGGCCCAACAUCAGACUAUGAAGAAAGCGCACACUCCAUCCGCAGCAGUGAAGAUGAAGAUGAAGUCCGAGUGUUUGUUAAGACACUUAGGGGAGAACAAAACUGCCGGAAACAGCUUGGUGCCGGCAGAUCAACCAACAGGCGAGUUGCACGGGGAAUAUCUGAGCCCUCAAACUUGCUUGAGCUUCAACAUGGACUCUGGCACAUCAUUUUGUGAUAGCAAAAAUGGGAACUCUGCCUUCAGUACUAUGAGUGACGGGGAAGUGCCAUCUGGGAAUGUAUGGGAGCUGAGGAAACUAAUGUUCAUAUGGAGAUCCCUUCGUCAGCAUCAAGUUCAAACACGAAUAAAAUAGAGAUAGUGGACAGAUAAGCGGGGGCUGAUUCACUAGUGCUUCAUUUUAGCAUACUUUCCCUAGAGAUUUAAUUUGCUUUCCACAGUCAAGUUUCUUCUGUAUAUAUAAUGGUUUGUGAGAUGAUUUAGUUGAACCAAGCUUGGGAAAGCUUGCUUGUGGUUUGAAUUGUGACUUGUUUAGCAAGUUAGGGUUCAGCUUUGAGCUGAACUUAUGCUGGAUUUGUAGUAGAACUAGGACCGUAACGGUUAGGAACUCUAACCUUUGCAUUUCUUUAGAAAGAUUUGUGGCCAGAAGUCGAGUCUCUCUGUCAUGUUGUGGAUAGUUUGUGGAAGUCUGUUGUUGAAUGCCUGAAAUUCCGCUUGUUAUCAUAA